GCGGAAAAACUCUGUAUGUAGCUCACUUGCAGAUGGAGCUCCUGGCAAGCAGCACCAUCAUCCAUGGAAGCUCCGGAAAGUAAGUGACUUUUGAGAAACGUACAAUAAUCUGACUCCUCUCCUUAUGUUUCUGCUGUGCUGAACCUUAAAAAAAACACAAAGUAUGCUAGAGAUAUGACCCGAGGGGGUUCUCCUUUCGAUGAGAUUGGUUCUGAAUUUGUCAUUAGGAUCUAGGAACAUAGGAAGCAACCUUAUCCUUAGAGCCAGCAUGGUGUAGUGGUUAAGAGCGGUAGACUUGUAAUCUGGUGAACCGGGUUCGAUUCCCCGCUCCUCCACAUGCAGCUGCUGGGUGACCUUGGGCCAGUCACACUUCUCUGAAGUCUCUCAGCCUCACUCACCUCACAGAGUGUUUGUUGUGGGGGAGGAAGGGAAAGGAGAUUGUUAGCCGCUUUGAGACUCCUUAGGGUAGUGAUAAAGCGGGAUAUCAAAUCCAAACUCUUCUUCUUCUUAUCCUGGGUCAGAUCAUUGGUCCAUCUAACUCAAUAUUGUGUGUGCUAACUGGCAAUGGCUCUCCAGGGUUUCAGGCAGGUUGCCUCCUCCAGACUUACCUGGAGAUGCUGGGGAUUAAAGGUGAGACCUUCUGCAUGAAACACAGAUCCUUUGCUGCUGGGCUGCAGCCCUUCCCCGAGCAGCGUUGAAAAUAAAAUACUAUGUUGAUUGAGUGUGUUGGUGGCAAAAGAAACAGAAAAAACUCUCUUUCAAUCCAAGUUGAAUGUUCGUCUUAAGGAGAGAGGGGUUAGAGUUCUUGGCCUAGUACCAAGUGAUGCGGGAGAUGGAGUCAGGAGUCAAGGCAGUGUCUUGUGCAAGAAGGUUGCAGUGUUGCAACCUUGGGCAGUAUUUUUCUACAAGGUCACAAUCUCCUCCAAGGUUUAUCCUUGCAGCCCUGCACACACCUGGGCAGUCCAUGACUGGACCAGCUGGAGAUGCUUCAGGGGCAAGAUAGUUGUGGUCCAGCUACUUCUUCCAAGGUAAAAAAAGAGAAAAGGUUAAGGACCUCUGGACAGUUAAGUCCAGUCAAAGGUGACUAUGACUCAUCUUGCUUUCAGGCCGAGGGAGCCAGUGUUUGUCCACAGACAGCUUUCCGGGUCAUGUGGCCAGCAGGACCAAACCGCUUCUGGUGCAACGGAACACCGUGACAGAAACCAGAGUGCACGGAAACGCUGUUUACCUUCCUGCUGCCUAUUUAUCUACUUGCACUGGUGUGCUUUCAAACUGCUAGGUUGGCAGGAGCUGGGACAGAGCAACGUGAGCUCACUCCAUUGUGGGGAUUCAAACCUCUGACAUUCCAAUCGGCAAGCCCAAGAGACUCCGUGGUUUAGCCCACAGUGCCAAUCAGCCUGCUGUCACCAGGAUGGAGGCUAGAGGGCAGAGGUGAAUGUGUGUGGAAACUAGCCUACUGAUGGAAAGAUAUCCUGCACAUCCAGUUGUAAUUUUAGACUCUGGGCUUAAUGGUCUUAUGGUGGAGUCCCUUUUUUAGAUGAUAUUGCUUCACAUACUUAAAAACAUGGUAAGCCAGAGCUGCUGCAUCAGGGCUUCUCCUGCUCCUGUAGCUGAGCAGGGCCCUGGGCUUCCAUGCAAAAGACCUACUUUGGUGGUGUCACCAGAUCAGAGCAACUGCCUUCUCCGUCACCAAAAGGUACAGGCUGAGCAGAGAAGUAGCAGGCCUGCAGUUCCUGAAACAACAUCCAUCCCUUCUCAAAGAAACAGCUGCUUCUUGACAACUAGAUGCAGAACCCGAAAUUUAUUUCCCUGGCCAAACUGAAAUUUCUUCCCCUAGCCAAAUGCAAACAGUCUCUUUUGCUGUGUACAUCCGCCCAGACCGAAAGCUGAUUUCAGCCUCCAUCCUAGGAACGGAGGAAGCUUUCUUUCUUUCUUUUUAUAAUAAUAAUUUUUAUUAAUUUUAACAUAUAGAUUAUAAUACAUACCACAAAUCUUCAUCAUUUAUACAAUCUUUUUUGGACUUCCCUCAGCACUUCUGCUGAUCCACUGUUUUAACCACUUCUUAUGCAUUUCUUAAAUUCUUAUUACCUUUAAUUGUCAUAACUAAUCCUCCUCCCUUUUAUCCAUUUUUGCAAUAAUUCCAAUAAUACUCCUCACAAAACUUCUUGCAAGCCUACAAACAUAGUCUGGUCAUCACAAAUACUUUUCAAAUAAUCUGUGAAUUUACUCCAGUCUUCUGUGAAUUUCUGGUCCCGCCGAUUUCGAAUCCUUCCUGUUAGUUUGUCCAAUUCUGCAUAGUCCAUUAAUUUCAUCCUCCAUUCUUCUUUCGUCGGUAAUUCUUCUUGCUUCUAUUUUUGGGCCAAUAACAUUCUUGCUGCCGUUGUUGCAUAUAAAAACAGUUUACAAUCCUUUCUAUUUAUAUCACUUCCUACAAUGCCUAAUAAGAAUGCUUCUGGUUCCUUUAUAAAUGUAUAUUUCAACAUUUUUUUCAUCUCAUUAUAUAUCAUCUCCCAGAAGCUUCUUAGGAAUGGAGGAAGCUUUCAAAUGCCAUGUCAAAGAACAGCCCUCUCCCCUCAUGGAGUCUCUGGUAUUCAGAGUAUAUCCCUGGAGCAACUGGUAUUCAGAAGCAUUGCUGCAUCUGACUGUGGAGACAGAACACAGUCUUUACCUCCCUGAACUUGUUUAACCCUCUUUUCAAGCCAUCCAAGUGGAGUGGGGGGAAUCACUGUGGUGGGAACAGGGAUAUUGGGGUGGGCAGGUCUGGCGCAACCACUGGGCAGAGGGAGACAACCACCUCUGGGGUCACGGCACCUCCUUGGAAGUUGCCCUCUGUUGGAGAGUGACAUAAGCUAGCCAGCAGCCCUUGGGUGUGCAGGCAGAUGCUGCUAGCUUAUGGCCAGUGUUUGAGUCAGCUCUCAGUCCAUUCACUUUCUGAACAUUGGAAGGGGAGCCAUCUUGUCCUUUGCCUCAGGCAGCAAAAAGUCUUGGGCCAGCUAGGAGUUGGGGCAGGGCUGUACAUUAUGGUUACCAGAUUGUUUUUCAAUGAAUCCAGGGACACUUUUGUUUUAUUUUGUUUUAAGUUGAGUAGCAACAGGGAGUCAGUAGUGGGGAUGGUGAGGCAAAAGACCCUGGGCCCAAGCACACAUGCAUGUUGUAUAAAGGUGCAAAGCCCUUCUUUUGCACCCUGUGAAACAUAAAUGCGCAGAGACUGGGCAACAGCGCGCCCCACGCCCGUGACUCCCGAGCCUUCCUCAAUCUCCUUCCCCCUACCCCCCUUUGUUUUGACAGAUCAGGGGAGGCUCGGGAGUCACAGGCGGGCAGCCGUUGCCCAGGAGAGGCCAACCUGGUGGCGCAGUUGGCUCUGGCUGGCUUCAGGAGCUGUUCGCUGGCAUGGCGCAGGAAAAAUGGCGGACGCCACAGCAGUGAGCAGCAAGUAGCUCCUGAAGCCAGCCAGAGCAAACUGCGCUACCAGGCUGGCUCCGGGCUGCUGAGGCUGCCACUGCCAUGUUUCCUGGGGACAGAUUUGCAAAUCUGGGGACAUUCCAGGGACGGAUUUUGUAGGGGGCCAGUUUUGCAAAUCCGGGGACUGUCCCCGGGAACUGGGGACGUCUGGUAACCUUACUGUACAUGCCAUGCCCGCUCCACACUUGAUUCUUCCACAUGCCCUGUGAAUGCCUGAACAGAACUCUUUAUUGCCCACCAUAGAAUUGUAGAGUUGGAAGGGACCGCAAGAGUCAUCUAGUCCAACCCCUUGCAAUACCAAAUGACAUCUAUUGUUUGUGCCCAAGCCAAUAAAGAGGACUCCAUCUAGCUCACACCAAUGCAGCUGAGGAAAGUACAGUCUCUUCUAGGUCCUUAAGAUCUCAUAUCCUAAGCCCUCCUUUCCCUGCAGAAAGUAAAAAGGACACAGCAUUUUUUCAUGCAAAAUCCACACCGCAGCUUUCUGUGGCUUUCGUGUUUGCAGACAUCAUGAAGCAAAAGCAGAAUCAAUUUCUCUGUGACUUUAUGCCCUUCCUCCUCCUCCUCCUCCUCUUCUUUUAAUUUGAUCCAGCAAUAAAACUACUCAGCCGUAGGAGUAAAAACAAAAUCUAGGAAAAUCGCACAGCUAAACGCUCUGUUGGCAAAGUCCGCUUCAACAGCAAAGUGUUUGGUUCUGCUUUCGGAUUCCAUUAUGAGCUGCAUAGAUCCCUCAUUGGUCUGAGAAGGGGCCCAGUGCUUUUGGCCUGCCAGUCUUUGCUGAAGCUUCGCCUUCUCCCUUUCUGAGCAAUUCAAGUCCCUUCAUUUAAUUUCAAUGGAAACUUUAGUGUUUUCAGCCCUGGCCGGUCUGCAGCUGAACGGCUUCUCUCUGGAUCUUGUUUCCAGGUCUCGAGAGGACUGGGUUUGAUCACCUCGUCUGAUUACAUCUUUGACAGCUUUAAAGGAAUUUGCAGAAGGGGAAAGGAGAACAGCGGUGGUUCCUGUGAAGGUUUGGGAGCCGGGACUCCCAAGUUUGAUGCACCUGCCGGAGACUUGAGAAUACACCUUGCCCUGCAAGGAACAGGUACAAACCUCAGCCAGUGUGUGUGUGUGUGUGUGUGUGUGUGUGUGUGUGUCAUUUUGUCUUUUGAUAAAAUAAGAAACUGCCUUACAGUGGUACCUCAGGUUAAGUACUUAAUUCGUUCCAGAGCUCCGUUCUUAACCUGAAACUGUUCUUAACCUGAAGCACCACUUUAGCUAAUGGGGCCUCCUGCUGCCGCCGCGCCGCCGCCGCGUGAUUUCUGUUCUCAUCCUGAAGCAAAGUUCUUAACCCGAGAUACUAUUUCUGGGUUAGCGGAGUCUGUAACCUGAAGCGCAUGUAACCUGAAGCGUAUGUAACCCGAGGUACCACUGUACUUGUAAAUUCCCUUCUGCAACAACUUCCUGUCGGUGCAACAAGUGUCCCGCUUAGUGACUUUCACUUUGCACUAUUAUUUAUUAUUAUUAUUAUUAUUUAUUAAAUUCGUAUACCACCCUUCAUUGUCAGAUAUCAGGGCGAUUCACGGCAACUUCACAGCAUUGGAUGCAACCCCAUUUCCCCCCGGCGCUUUUUAAGAAGGACCCCAUAUUGUGAAGAAAAUGUGGUACAGUUGAAUAGAUCACUCACAUAGCCUUAAGAAUAUAUCACCUUGCAUGAAAAGCAGCAGCAGUGGUGGUUCCAGUGGUGGUGUAUCAGUUUCCAUGGGUGUUCAACUGAUUGCAUAUCUGCCUUUGGAGAGAUGUUCCCACACAGCCCAAACCACCAACUUUGUAGCAGCCAGCUAAUAUUGUGUACAGUUCUGUCCAGCUCACUUCAAAUAGGAUAUUAAUGAGUUGGAAAAUAUCUACAUUGGCUGCCAGUAUGUUUCCAAGCACAAUUCAAAGUGCUGGUGCUGACCUUUAAAGCCCUAAAUGGCCUCAGCCCUAUAUACUUCGAGGAGCGUCUCCACCCCCAUCAUCCAGCCCAGACACUGAGGUCCAGCUUUGAGGGCCUUCCGGUGGUUCCCUCACUACAAGAAGUGAGGUUGCAGGGAACCAAGGCAGAGGGCCUUAUCGGUAGCGUCCCCCCCUGCGGAACGCCCUCCCAUCAGAUGUCAAGUAGAUAAGACAUCCGAAGGCAGCUCUGUAUAGCAUGGGUAGGCAAACUAAGGCCUGGGGGCCAGAUCCGGCCCAAUAGCUUUCUAAAUCCAGUCCGCGGAUGGUCCAGGAAUCAGCGUGUUUUUACAUGAGUAGAAUGUGUCAAUUUAUUUAAAAUGCAUCUCUGGGUUAUUUGUGGGGCCUGCCUGGUGUUUUUACAUGAGUAGAAUGUGUGCUUUUAUUUAAAACGCAUCUCUGGGUUAUUUGUGGGGCAUAGGAAUUCAUUGUUAUUUUUUUCAAUAUAUAGUCCGGCCCCCCACAAGGUCUGAGGGACAGUGGACCGGCCCCCUGCUGAAAAAGUUUGCUGACCCCUGCUGUAUAGGAACAUUUUUAAUGUUUGAUGUUUAACUGUGGUUUUGUAAUUUACUGGAAGUCACCCAGAGCGGCUGGGGCUACCCAGUCAGAUCAGCAGCAUAUUAUUAUUAUUAUUAUUAUUAUUAUUAUUAUGGCAACCGAAAUGAUCAAGGGGAUGUAGUAACUCCCCUAUGAAGGAAGGUUGCAAUAUUUGGGAUUUUUCAGUUCAGAGAAAAGGCCUAGAAGAGGUGACAUUGUAGAAAUCUAUAAAAUUAGAUGUGGCAUGGGAAAAGUGGACAGAGAAAAGUCUUUCUGAAGGAGCGUCUCCACCCCCAUCGUUCUGCCCGGACGCUGAGGUCCAGCGCCGAGGGCCUUCUGGUGGUUCCCUCAUUGCGAGAAGCAAAGCUACAGGGAACCAGGCAGAGGGCCUUCUCGGUAGUGGCACCCGCCCUGUGGAACGCCCUCCCAUCAGAUGUCAAAGCGAUAAACAACUACCUGACAUUCAGAAGACAUCUUUAGGCAAGUCGGUGGAAGAAGAUUGGAAGAAAUUUAAAGACUAUUUACAGAAAUAUUGCAAAAUUAAUGAAUGUUAGAAUGAUGUUGGAUUGAAGUUAAGUGGUUUCUAGCUGUACAGGUACAAAAGAAUAUGGAAAAAUUGGUUUCUAAUAUGUAAAAAUUUAAUGUUAUAAUAUAUCAAGAUUAAAGAUUAGGAUUAAAAAGGAGGGAAAGGAAUUGUUGGAUUAACAAAUUGAAUUGGAAUACAAAAGAGGGAGGUAUGAGGAGGUCCGGGAAACAAGUAACUGUAAAAGAAGUGAUGAAAAGAUGGAAUUGUUUUUAACUGUUUUUUCUUUUUUCUACUUUGUAUUUUUCCUUUUUAUUGUUAAUCUUUUUAUUAAUGUGAUUUUUCUUCUUUUAAAACUUUAAUAAAUAUUAUUUAAAAACAAAAACAAAAAAACAGAAGACAUCUUUAGGCAGCCCUGUUCAGGGAAGUUUUUAAUGUGUGACAUUUUAGUGUAUUUGUGGUCUCCGUGGAAGCCGCGCAGAGUGGCUGGGGAAACCCAGCCAGAUGGGCGGGGUACAAAUAAUAAAUUAUUAUUAUUAUUAUUAUUAUUAUUAUUAUUAUUAUUAUUUCUCCCUCUCUCACAACACUAGAACUUGUGGACAGAUAAAAGAAAGUACUUCUUCACAGUGGCGAAACUACAUGCUCCACUACCGGGGGCGGAGAGCAGGCGGGGGCAUGGCCGGCGUCCCAGGUUGUGGCAUGCAUCUGGGGGCGUGGCACGCUACCCGCAGGGGCAUUGUGCGCAUUCUGGGGGUGUGACACACCCCCUGGGGGGGCAUGGCACCCAGCGCACGCAGGGGUAGCGCAUGUCCAGGGGGGCCACUGCGAUGGCACCCUACCAGAAUAGUGGUGCCAGGGGCGGUGCGCUCCCUCCGCAUCCCAGUUCCUCUGCCAGUGCUUCUUCACACAAUACAAAGUUAAACUAUGGAACUCCCUGCCACAGGAGACAGUAAUGGCUACCAACCUGGGUGGCUUUAAAAGAGGAUUAGGCAAAUUUAUGGAGGAGAGGACUAUUGAUGGAUCCUAGCCAUGAUGGGAUGCAGGUGGCGCUGUGGGUUAAACCACAGAGCCUAGGGCUUGCCAAUCAGAAGGUCGGCAGUUCGAAUCCCCGCGACGGGGUGAGCUCCCGUUGUUCAGUCCCAGCUCCUGCCAACCUAGCAGUUCGAAAGCACGUCAAAGUGCAAGUAGAUAAAUAGGUACCACUCCGGCGGGAAGGUAAACAGCGUUUCUGUGUACUGCUCUGGUUCUCCAGAAGCGGCUUAGUCAUGCUGGCCACAUGACCCGGAAGCUGUACCCCGGAUCCCUCGGCCAAUAAAGCGAGAUGAGUGCCACAACCCCAGAGUCGGCCAUGACUGGACCUAAUGGUCAGGGGUCUCUUUACCUUUACCUUUAGCCAUGAUGGCUGUGCUCUGCUUCCAUGGUUGAAGGCAGCAAUGCUUCUGAAUACCAGUUGCUGGAAACCACAGGAGGGGAGAGGGCUCUUGCGCUCAAAACCUGCUUGCUGGUUUCCCACAGGCAACUGUUCAGCCACUAUGGGAACAGGAUGCUGCACCAAAUGGGCUAUUGGCCUGACCCAGCCGGCCCUUCUUAUGUUCUUAGGUUCUUAAUCAGGUUGCAAUAGGACAUGAUGUUUGUGGUUGUUUUACACAGCUCUGGAUAAUUGCACCUGACAAAGGGGAACCCCAUCCUUCGCUCUUGCUGCGAAAGGAGGCUAUACCCUAUUAUUUACCAAAUGCGUCCAGAACAUUAGAGCUGGAACGUUGAACAGAGGAUCGGCUGACGCGUGGGAAGCUAGAGGAACAGUGGAAGCAUCCUUCCUGAUUAAUUCAUUAUCAGCCCGUUUGGGGAGCCCGAUACACCCGCUUCCAGUUACACCAGCACACUUUGCUGCCUGCCAUUACACGAUUUUGUUUUCAGAUUGUACGAGAUAAGGUUACUUCAUUAUUAAUAUAUGCACAACCGCACGCAUAUAUAUACAUAAAUGUUGUAUCUGUGCCGGAGCACACAGCCUCUGGAAGUGUUAAUAGUUAAGAUAAACUAAGUCCAUUAUCACUGGGAAUGACUAUUUCUAUGACCCUAUUUGCAAUAAAACCAGAUUCAAUGAUAUGAGAAAAUUGCUGGGUUUUGGAAUAAUUGAACCAGGCUGCAUGAACCCGUACAAAGGCAUCAUUUACAAAGUACUUUGCUUGUCUCAAGUAUUUAUUCCUGCAGAAGGAAAUGGGGGGAAGAAGAGUUCAUAUUGCUUAUGCUGUUUUCCUCUGUUCAUACUCUGUAUCUAUCUAUCUAUCUAUCUAUCUAUCUAUCUAUCAUCUAUCUAUCUACCUAUCAUCUAUCUAUCUAUCUAUCUAUCUAUCUAUCUAUCUAUCUAUAUCUAUCAUCUAUCUAUCUAUCUAUCAUCUAUCUAUCUAUCUAUCUAUCUAUCUAUCUAUCUAUCAUCUAUCAUCUAUCUAUCUACCUAUCAUCUAUCUAUCUAUCUACCUAUCUAUCUAUCAUCUAUCCACACAUACACACACACACACACAAACAAUGUCUACUAUUAGACUUCCCAUUUCCUUCCUUGGAAAGGGCAAGAGAGAAACUGUGAGCUUCUGUUGAAUCACAUCCCUCUUUAGAAGAGUUGGCAGUGAUCGAGAAGACCUCUCGCUCACCCAACAACCUGCAAAGUGGUUUGCAGAACAUUGUAAGUGCCUGUUCACGUACUAUUCAGUUAAACAGUCAACAUACAUAUAUACAGCUUGUAUCGAAAAUAUCAUCUUGCCCUUAUAUACCCAGCAGAUCGGUGCAUUCUGGGCUCAGGGCAGCUAACACCAAAUAUAAAUUACAAUGAAACAACAAUUGAUUUUAGAAUGAAUUGAUUUUAGAAUGUAUUUUAAUUAAUUGAUUGUGAGUUUAUGUAAAUUGUGUUACUUUUACUGUUGUUGGCUGCUCUGAGCCCGGCUUCGGCUGGGGAGGGCGGGAUAUAAAUAAAAAUAUAUUAUUAUUAUUAUUAUUAUUAUUAUUUACAAAAAACAAUUAAAAUAUGGCUUAAAAUGCAGCCUCAUUUUAGUAGUAGCCCAUAGAUCAAGACAAUAAAGGGAGGAAACAUCAGAUAUUCACCCGAGCCAGCUAUCCAUGCUGGUCCUACAUGGGCCAGCAAAAAAGCCAAGGGAAAAUUUAUAUACCAAAUCCCAUAUAAAGCCAAUUCUGACUAAGAACCUAGGAAACUGCCUUAUAAAGAGUCCAUCUUGGUCUAUCUCACUCAGUAUUGUCUAUACUGAUUGGCAGUGGUUUCCCGGGAUUUUAUAUGGAAGUCUUUCCCAGUCGUAUAUUGAGAUGCUGGAGACUGAACCUGGGACCAUUCAGAGGCAGUGCAUGUGCUCUGCCACUGAGCUUCCCCUGAACACCACCCAAAGCAUCUCAUUCUGCAGAUGUUCAACAACUGUGCAGCUCCCAAUCUAUGCUUCCAGGUGUCAUAAGAAAGCUGCAGAGAUAGUGCAGGAUAGUACGCACCCCGGAAAUGAUCUCUUUCAGCUUCUGCCUUCUGGAAGAACGUACAGGGUUAUAAAGACUAGGACCAGCCGCCUGAGAAACAGUUUUUAUCCAAAUGUGAUUUUGGUUUUAAACGCAGUGUAAGGUAGUCUCUAUGGGAGUAUAUUGUAUUUAAUUAUGGGGUAUCAGAGUUUUUAGGGGGUUAACCAGGCUGGGAUAACUGGGAUAGCAGGCUUGCUGGUUUUUGAAUGUCUGAUGUAGAUUUUUUUCAAUUUUGUUGUUCUGUAUGGGACAAUGGCAAUAAAGAUUACCGUAUCGUAUAUCAUUUAGGUGAGUCUUAUACAGAAGAGCCUCCCGCUAGUGACUUGGCCAAUCUGUGCUAACUGAGUAAUGUGAUCCUUGCAGAAGCCAUGAACCAGCAAAGUUCCCAAGACUUUCGGAAGUUCCGCAGAUGUCCAUUUUUUGCAGCAUGAAGGCGUUCCUGCAGAUUCUCCAAUGCACUGUGAAGGAAAGGUAAGGUGGAUUCUCGGAAUACCUCUCCAAGCUGUUGCUACCAGUGUGUUCGCAGCCCACAGAAGCACUGAGCAUUCUCUGGUGGCAAGAGAUGGACCUCUGCUGCUAUCACUACGUCCGUGGGCAGGAACUGGCUGAGAAUGGUUCAGUUGCAGUGAUGUGGGGCUCUAGAGUUAGGGACUUGGAGAACCUCUUGUUUGAAUUUCCAAGUUACAUGAACUGUUUUUUAAAUGCAGGAGUGGAUCUACACACAGAAGAAGAAGAAACACACUAUAAAUGAGUCAGAAAUUAAAUCGCUAUAACAAAAGAACAAAACCACUAUGUAAAAUCACAUAGAAUUUUUUUUUUACUUUCCAACGCCAUCUGGUGUUGCACACAUCCAAAACACUGUUUUUUGACUAAUAUAGAUGAGUCCAAAGUGCUAGUAUGUAAUGGACUAGUUUUGCAUUGUUUAUAAUUUUUAGUUUUAAAUUCUUGUAAUUUGCCCUGGGACCUCAUGGUGUUGGGAAGACAUGUGAAAUUUCAAUAACAUUCUCAUACCCUCCAACACUUUGAAGCUAAAAUCUGGGACGCCGUCUUCCCAGAUGCCAUCUUUCCAUUUUUUUAAAUUGCAAGAGCACGGCAGCCAUUUUGGUUGUUGCAAUUUCACGAGAUUUCACAUUGUGCUCCCUCCCCCCCCAAAAAACCCUCCUUUGUGUGUGGGAGAAUCAUGCCACGAAAUCACACGAGAUCACAUCAACCAAAAUGGCCUCUGUUCUCUCGCGAUAAAAAAAGGGAUGUCACAGUUUUUCUGGGACACUUGCAGGGUAUGCAUUCUAGAAACACUGAGCAAAUGGCACUUAUGGAGUGCCACAAAUGGAGCCAGUCUGAUGUAGUGGUUAAGAGUGGUAGAUUUGUAAUCUGGUGAACCGGGUUUGAUUCCCCGCUCCUCCACAUGCAGCUGCUGGGUGACCUUGGGCUAGUCACACUUCUCUGAAGUCUCUCAGCCCCACUCACCUCACAGAGUGUUUGUUGUGGGGGAGGAAGGGAAAGGAGAAUGUUAGCCGCUUUGAGACUCCUUCAGGUAGUGAUAAAGCGGGAUAUCAAAUCCAAACUCUUCUUCUACUUAGGCCUAGGCCUUUAAAUAUAUAUAUUUUUGUUGCAAAGGGGCUGCGGCCUACAAACAUCCUUACAGAACUUCCAAAAUUACAGACAAAGUUUCCAUUGGUGUGCAGCUUAUAAGUGACCCAGUAAGAACUUUGUCCGUGUAGCUGAGGCAUUCAUAACUUGGCAGUUUUAUGGGAAUCGAGAGCAGCAUUAGACUUCUCCAUCUCACCCAGCAAUAAAGAGGCUUCAUAUCUGAAAGGCUUUUAUAGGGCUUUCGUCCUGGUCUUAGGAAGAACACAAAGGGGUAGACAAAUAGCCCUAGGAAAACAAAAGAAUCUGCGCUUGCAUGUGCUAUUGACGUGGCAGGAACAAUAAUAAUAAAAAAAACAUAUUUCAGCAAUCAUUGCUGAGCCAUCUUGACUGAAAGAUGUAUGUUUAAUGACAGCAGAUCCCCAGAGUUUUACCAAAGACUUUUAAAGCAAAUCCUCUGCAAUAGUAAAUCAUGUCUCUUCCCAACUAAAAUUCCAUCAAUAGUUUUACUGAAAUAUCUGUAGGAAAUCCUAAUGUUCAAAUCCCGCUUUAUUACUGUAAUAAUGGACCUAAUUUGUAAAACAGAUAAAAUGUGGCCUUAACGAUAUUGGCAUGGGAGAGAUAUACAAUCCCUUCCCAGCUAAGUUGUUUUCUGGCUAUUUUCGGGUUGCUUUUUUCCAAAAAGUAAAAACCAGGGCACCCCGAAAGUUGUUGAGCUUUUAUGAAAAUGCAAAAAAAAAGCAACCCACGAUUUGACUUGUCUAAGUUCCAGGACAAGGCACCACCUUUCGGAAAUUCCCCCAGACGCCAGUUCCGCCUUUGAAAUCCAGAAGUAUUGCAGCCCUGGGCUAUUUUAAUUUCUAGAGAAAAACGAGGACAAAGGAAUGAGGGCAACCAUUCUAUAAGAGAGAGAGAGAGAACGCACUGUUGAAAGCAAAGUAAGGGCCCACAUGGUGGGAGAACACUUGUUUUGCAUGCUCUCCAACAUUUUUGUCCCCCAAACUGGCACAUCAGCAAAGUUGUGCCAGAGCACCUUCUGGUUAGUCACUCUGGUGUGAGUCAGAAGGGUCUAGAAAGCAAUCUGGCUCACAUCAUCAGGAUUGCACCAGAGUGCCUUCUGGUCUGGUGGUCUGGCCUGACCCCAGAAUGAGCAUCUUUUGGACCGAACAACAGGGUGUUCCAGGAUGCAGCAGAAGCCAAGAUUGACUUCUGUGAUUCCGGGAUGUCCCACUUAAAAUGGGACAGUUAGCAGGUAUGAAAAGGUCCCAGGUUAAAUCCCUGGCAUCUCUAGGUAGGGCUGGAAAUGUUCCCUAACCAAGACCAUGGACAGCUGCUGCCAGUCAGUGUAAACAAUAGUGAGCUGGGUGGGCCGAUGCUCUGAUGCUGUAUAAGACAGCUUCCUGUGUUUAAGCCGAGCUGCAAUCUCUCAGAAGACAUUUUUCAGAGAACACCUGAGAUUUUUCUUUCUCGUCCUCCACACUCACUAGAAAAAGGAGGCUUAGGCUACUAGGCAUGAUGGCUAUGUUCUGCCUCCAAGGUCAGGGGCAGCAUACCUCUGAAUGCCAGUUUCUGGAAAUCACAAGUGGGGAGGGUGAUGUUGCAAUCAGGUCCUGCUUUCUGACUUCUCAUAGGCAUCUGGUCAGCCACUGUGAGAACAGGAUGCUGGACUAGAUGGGUCAUUGGCCUGGUCCAGCAGGUUCUUCUUUUGUCUUUAUGGAGUGGGUUUGGGUGUUUAUAUAUCCAUUGGUGGAGGUUGCCGUUGGAGCUCAGCUGAAACAUGGAGUUGAGGUUCAUGAAUGUGGUCAUCCCCGCUCCCCAGAAAUAGCCACCCAUGACAAUGUUUCAUGGAGGACAUGAAAGUGUUUGGUGGGCAGCGGGAAGAAUGUGUUUGUCUACUGCUGAGACAACUAAUAAUAAUAAUAAUAAUAAUAAUAAUAAUAUAUGCAUACAUUCUCCCCCACCAUUGAGGACGAGAGCAAAGUAUUUCAUUUGCCCUCACGAGAUGCCACCACAUGCUCCAUGCUCACUGGCUGUCUGGUCAUUGCAUUCACUACGCCACCCCUGAAUGGCUGGGAUCAUAGAAUGAAUGUGAAAGAAUAUUUAACUAAGAAGACAGCUCAGUUGGUUAGAGUGUGGUGCUGAUAAUGCCAAGGUUGCGGGUUUGAUCCCCGUAUGGGACAGCUGCAUAUUCGGUUGGACUAGAUCAGGCAUGGCCAAACUUGGCCCUCCAGCUGUUUUGGGACUACAGCUCCCAUCAUCCCUAGCUAACAGGACCAGUGGUCAGGGAUGGUGGGAAUUGUAGUCCCAAAACAGCUGGAGGGCCUAGUUUGGCCAUGCCUGGACUAGAUGAUCUUCAAGGCCCCUUCCAACUCUGCAAUUCUGUGAUUGUAAGAGAGCGGAUUGGUUCUGGAGCAGUAUACCUAAAUAGUCACAAAACCUUUCCCAUAAAUGGUAAGUUGCGGAGUGCUGCCCCCUCAGAAACAGACAUUUUGCCCCAGUAAAAAGAUGGGUUCAAUAAUUCAAUGCAGCUCUGGUUGUCGUCUGUGCGCAUAGAUAGAUAUAGAUAUUGUUUUUCUUUUUAGACUCACUACACCAAAAGCCCUCCUUCCAUAUUGAGGAAAAGAUCAUCCGUGAACAAAGCUCUCAGUCAGAAGCAAAAAGUAGGGAGAAGAGUUCGUUUCCAGGAACCAGAAGAAAUUAUUGGACGUGUUCAUGGUAUGCUUGAUAUAUGACACUAACAGUUCAAAGCUGGUCUCUCUCUCAUACCCUAUCCCUUUGAGGUUUUAUCUGCAAGCUCCAACCAUCUGUUUACCUCAGAACUGUCACUGGGGCCUUUUCAUUGUACCUGGAGCCACGUUGAAGACCCUCUGGAGACUUCCGGAGGCAUGGUUGACUGGCAUAGAAACUAAUUAUAAGAAAUCAGUUGCUAGAUUGGUCAAGGUAUAAACAGAGGUUGAGAAGAAGAGUACUCUGGGAAGGCAGAUGUGUGUCAAGGCUCCAUUGGCUUGUGUGGAGGCCACACAAACCCAAAAAGCCUGCUCUAAUUUCACAAAUAUUGACCUGGUUUCAUAUUCUUCUCUUUAUGCUGCCAGAGUUAAGCGUGAAAUGCACAGAGACAGAAACUGCUGGAGUGCGCUUCUGUAAGCCAUGGAACCAUAGCCUUGGGAGGGGACCUUGGUGUCAUCCAGUCCAAGGAAGUUAGUACGACAAUUUGCCUGAUAGAGAUGAUGCAAAGCACUCUCUUCCUCUUUGGCAAUCACUCGUAGCCAAGUAAGAUUGUCUUCCAUAAACUCGGUUUUAACAGUAAGUGACUGUGGAAGCCAAUUCUGGAUCCACAUGUCCUUCCACAGUGGGGACAUAGGUUUCCGGGUGGGAGUUGAUCAUGGUGAGGGUUUGCCAAACAUGCCUUCCUCUUAGCAUGUUUCUCCCUUUCGUCUUGAGUUUGAGCAUCUUUAAAGUCCAUGACACUUGGACUUUAAGGCUGUUCUCCAAUUGAAGCGCUCGCAGGCCAGUGUUUCCCAGUUGUUGGUGUUUAUACUACAUUUUUUUAGGUUUGCCUUGAGAGAGUCUUUAAAACUCAUUUGUUGACCACCAGCAUUACGCUUUCUGUUUUUAAGUUGGGAAUAGAGUAGUUGCUUUGGACAACAUGUCCAAUGAAGCUGAUGUUGAAGAAUCAUCGCUUUGACACUGGUGAUCUUUGCUUCUUCCAGUACAAUGCCAUUAGUUUGCUUGUCUUCCCAAGUGAUGUGUUUUAAUUUUUGGAGACACCAUUGAUGGAAUCUUUCGAGGGGUUAGAGAUGGCAUUUAUAAGUGGGCCAUGUUUCACAAGCAUACAGUCAGCUAAGCACUACAGCACACCUCAGCAUUACGACUGGGAAGGGCCAUAGCUCAGUGAUAGAGCAUCUGUCUUGCAUGCAGAUGGUCGUAGGCUGAAUCCCCAGAAUCUCCAGGAAGGCUGGGAAUGCCUUCUGCCUGGAACCCUGGAAAGCCUUUGUCAGUCAGUGUAGACCAGGGGUCGGCACGGCUUACCAGCCAUGGGCCGGAUGACUCCCACGGAGAUAGUUCAUGGGACAGACCAGCACAGCGCAAUGCCCAAAAUCACAUCUAUGAAUGUCCGCGGCACCGGAAAUCACUUCUGCGCAUGCCCAGAUGACGGAAAUCGCAGCUGCACAGAAGCGAUUUUUGGCAUCUGGGCAUGCACAGAAGCAAUUUUCCAGUAUCUGCGUGUGCGUAGACGCGAUUUCCAGCGCCACUCGGCAAGUCCCCGUGCACAGCUGCGCCAAUUUAGCGCAGCACACGGGGGACUCACUGAGCGGGCAGCUCAGCUCAGGGGUGGCUCGGGGGCCGGUAAAACAGUCUUUGUGGGCCGCAUCCGGUCCAUGGGCCGCAAGUUGCUGACCCCUGGUGUAGACAAUACUAACAGGAUUGACUCAGUAAGGCAGCUUACUAUGUAGCGACAGAACUGAGUUCAGUAGUUCCCAGCAGCAGUCAUCACGCUUAGGACUGCAGCUUUUCAACCCACAUUCUGCCUUCUAUCAUUUACACCAGCUGUUAUAGAGUUAUCUGGAGCCCUAAGUCCAAAAUGGAAAACUCAAACCUGAAAUGUUUUGGUAAGACAGGGAGGGGAGCAGGGAACAGGGUGAGGGAUCCUCAUUUUUUGGCUGCCAGCUCCUCCACUUGUGUGCUUCAGCGCAAACGGUCUCUGACAAAUGUGAUUUUGCUGUGCGUCAACACACACGCCAUCAAUAAGGCUCAGCUAUGGAUUGGGAAAUGAAAGCUUUCUGGCACCAAAGACAUUUUUCCAUUUGCAGUACAUUUCUUCCUAAAUCUCAACUUGUGUGCGGUUUUUUUUAUUUUUUAUCAACAAAUGUCAUUCCAAAACACUGUUGGAUGAUAGAUCCACAAUGUAAUAAGAGUUGCUUUAAAAAAAAAAAAGGAAAGCUUAUUCCCCUCACUCCCACCCACAUCCUAGCAUUUUAUUGUGUUACAUUUUCUUUUGGGAAAUAAUACAGAGGACUGGUUCCAAAGUCCUUGUUUUCUUGCAAUGGGCUAUAUUUCCGCAACAAGAGUAAACCCAUCGACAUUGCCAUUCAUCUUUGAGAUGAAAUGAACAUUUACCCAAAGUAUUCUCUGUUCAAGACAUUCAAUAAAACUCCUAUCUUUCCAAUCGCCGGGUAUGAUUAUGUUUUAAAAUCCUGAAAUAGAGCUUUAAGAUAACUACCACAAAUGCAUAAUCUAGGAUCUGAGAAAUUAAAUCAUGUAAUCUCUUUGGAGGGGAAAGGGAGGGGAUUCUCAGUUCUCUGAAUGUCAAUAUCCUUGCAAAAUUUUCAAUUCAUGUUUUCCUGCAUUUCCAAUUGCAGCUGCUGUUGGUAUUUUAGCAUGGGGGGCGGGGGCUGCAUAGGCAAGAAAAUGCUAUAAAAAUUGUGCUGGUAGCAGAGAGGGAGGGAGAGAAUAGGUUAAAGUGGGUUACAAAUGGCCACUUUUUUGAUCGGUUACAUUGGGGGCAGGGGGCACUUUUUUGAUACUCCUGGACCCCCAUGAACUUGCAGCCAGUCCUAUCCUACAUGGUCCGUAUCUAAACACUUCGAUAUGAUGGACACAACUGGGAUUUUUCCCCCAAAAAAUGAUGCUUUGCAAAGACCUGUGGGUGUUUGUGCAAGAUGUUCCAAUGAAAAAGAACAUGGUUUCAGCUUGCCCACAGCACCAAAGAGCCCUCUCACCCCUAUAAACUCUCAGAAUGCUUUCCAUUUGCAGCUAUAAAUACUAUGACAUUAUUAUCUGCUCCCUGUAAUGUUUGCAGAAAGUUCCAUUUCCUUGUUUCACCUGUCAUGGCUCUUCUUGCGUGUGUGUGUGUUCUGUCUCAUCACGAAGCUUCAACAGAGACGGGAGAAUGUUUAUCUGAGAACAGAUCCCAACACACGUGUUGGAAUUUCCCCUUUCACAACAGACUGUUCCGUUUAGUGGCACAUCUGCUGAUUGUCAUCAGGGACAAAGCUGCAUGUUAACUCAGCAAACUCACAGUCUGAAUCCCACAGCUGCUGAGUUAAUGAUGGAGACGGCCGGGGGGGGGGGACGGGGACGGAAGAAGAUAGGAACACGGAGAAUGGUGGGUGGAAAGAGAAGAGGCUUAAUAAUAGGUGCCAACUCCCUGGGGCCCUGGGUGCCUGAACACCCACAAAAUUCCCCAUGAAGGGGCUGGGCAUGCACAAAUUUUGGUGCCAGGGCCAUGCAUGGUACCCAUGGCCCAGGUACCCAUGUCCCAGGGCAUCCACAGUUGUGGGGGCCAAGCUGGCACUUCUGGGCUUAAUCAUUCCUACACCCAUCUAUUCUCCUCUUGCAGGACUAUUUUUUCUUCCCAGGGGGGCUCAAUUUUGGCUAGGGAUAAUUUGAUACAUUGCACACAUACAAACAAAAAGAAGAAGAGAAAAGCAAUUGGUUUCAGUUUUACAACUGAUACCAGGGUUAGGUUCUAAACAUCUUUACUAAAAUGUAGCUUCUCUGCUGAAAAUCACAUACAGUGGUACCUCGGAAGUCGAACAGAAUCCGUUCCGGAAGUCCGUUUGACUUCCAAAAUGUUCGGAAACCAAAGCGCAGCUUCUGAUUGGCUGCAGAAAGUUCCUGCAACAAAUGAGAAGAAGCAGAAACCCCAUCGGACAUUCAGGUUCCGGAGAACAUUUGGACACUGCAACACUCACUUCUGGGUUUGCGGCGUCCGGGAACCAAAACGUCCAAGUACAAAGACAUUAGGGAUCCAAGGUGCAACUGUACUGUCUCUUUUUCUCCUGACUAUGUACAACCGAUUGUGUACAGCUCUGUGUUGCAAGUGACCUCAUUUACAUUUACAAACACUGGCAAGGCACUCAGAUUACAUCUCUUCCCACUGUCUUAAGGUUUAACUCGUGACCAAGUCAGGAGAAGAGUCCCGAGCUGACUUAAUACACCCUAUGGAAAAGUAAUAGCUAUAUGUCUAAAGCUUUCUUUUACAACAACUUCUAAAAAUAAUAUUUUAUGUAAAUUAAACUUAUAGCUUCAACACACUUGGAUUCAUUGUUGCUUCUUGAGGCUUAGGUAGCCUUUGUACCGCAGAGUGCCUUCCAUCAGCUUUGACUGGUGGUCCAGUGACGCCCCUAUCUGGACAAGGAGGGCCUAACAUCUGUUGUCUCUGCUCUGGUAACCUCCAGGCUAUAUGACUGCAACGUAUUAUAUGUGGGGCUGCCUCAGAAGAUUGUUCAGAAACUUCAGUUGGUGCAUAAUUGGGUGGCCAGGUUGCUCACCAGGGUAAAACUCACCAGCAUCUUACACCAAUCCUGACCUGACUGCACUUGCUGCCAAUUAGUUUCUGGGCCCAAUUCAAAGUGUUGACUUUGACCUAUUAAGCUCUAAAAAGCUCAGGGCCUCAAUACGUCAAGGAUUGCUUCUCCUCAUAAGAACUGACCAAGACCCUGCAAUAUCAUCUACAGUGGUACCUCUCAAGACGAAUGCCUCGCAAGACGAAAAACUCGCAAGACGAAAGAGUUUUUCGUUUUUUGAGUUGCUUUGCAAGACGAAUUUCCCUAUGGGCUUGCUUCGCAAGACGAAAACACCUUGCGAGUUUGUUUCCUUUUUCUUAAAACCGUUAAUACUGUUAAAACCGUGCUUCGCAAGACGAAAAAUUCGCAAGACGAAAAAACUCGCAGAACGAAUUAAUCUUGUCUUGCGAGGCACCACUGUAAGGCCCUUAUUUGUGUGCCCUCUCCAUGAGAGGGGACGCGGGUGGCACUGUGAGUUAAACCACAGAGCCUAGGACUUGCCAAUCAGAAGAUCGGUGGUUCGAAUCCCCACGACGGGGUGAGCUCCCGUUGCUCGGUCUCUGCUCCUGCCAACCUAGCAGUUCGAAAGAACGUCAAAGUGCAAGUAGAUAAAUAGGUACCGCUCCGGCGGGAAGGUAAAUGGCGUUUCCGUGCGCUGCUCUGGUUUGCCAGAAGCGGCUUAGUCAUGCUGGCCACAUGACCUGGAAGCUGUACGCCGGCUCCCUCGGCGAAUAAAGCUAGAUGAGUGCUGCAACCCCAGAGUCGGCCAGGGGUCCCUUUACCUUUACCUACCUCCAUGAGAGGUCUGGAGGGCAGCAACAUGAGAACGGGCUUUUUCUUUGGUGGCUCCCUGAUUGUUGAAUGCUCUCCCCAGGGAGGCUUGCCUGUCACCUUUAUUACAUAUAUUUAGGCACCAGGCAAGAACAUUCCUCUAUAACCAGUCCUUUAGAUUUCUCUGUUGAACAUAGGGAUAUCCUAAGGAGAAGCAGGACAUUCUGGGAUCAAACGAUAAACCAGGAUGUCUUCUGUUAAUCCGGGGCUGUCCGUAGAAAAUAGGGACGCUUGAAAGGUCUGCAUCUAGUCCAAACCCUUGCAAUGAAGGAAUCUUAGCUAAAGCUAUGGCCUUUUAAAUGUGUUUUUUUGGGGGGGGGUAUUGGUUUGUUUUUGUAUUUUGUGUUCUCGUUUUCUAUCUUUGUGCUGUAAAUCACCCUGUGACCUUCAGACAAAGGGCAGUAUACAAACAUCAUCAUCAUCAUCAUCAUCAUCAUCAUCAUUGCAUGUGUUGCUCCACCCACUUAUGACCCCAAAAAUUCCACCCGGACACCAUUUUGGACGGACGAAUUUGGACAUAUGACUGCCCUCCCCAACCUGAUGUAUAGGAAGAAAAUGGAAUCAGUUGAACCAGCUUUAAUUAUUUUCUCAGUGAAAAUCCAGUUCAUUAUUUUUGCAAGUGAGCUGUGUAAAAUCUGCAUUUGCCUUUUAACUGAGCAAUUUCCAACCUGCAGCUAGGUCCUCUACCGAAUUUGCCCUUUUUUAUUAGUCCAAAGAGGUUCCUUCUUUGCAGUGCUAAUAAUACAUCCCUUUCAUUCUGUUUUCUAUCUAGACAUUUCCUGCUGUGACUACAUAGUUGGUAAGUUGAAAUCUCUAACAUGUUCACCGUGGGCCAUUUGUGGAACUGACUGAUGAUGGCUUGCUGCUUGGAUUAUUAAUAGCCUAGGUUUGCAAAAGGAAUAAAACAUUAGCUGAGAGUAGCAAUUCACAUUAGAUCUCCUUCGACAUACUUCAUCUACAAUAUGGGGGUGAUAAUAGUGAGCUCCUUUACACUGCUGCUUUAAAAAACACAGCUAGGGGUGGGUUGCUUUAAAAGAGGACUGGACAAAAUUGGGGAGGGUAGAGUUAUCAAUGGCUACUAGCAAUGAGGUCUGUGCUCUGCCUCCAAAGUCAGAGGCAGCGAUAUUUGGGAAUACCAGUUGCUGGAAACCACAGGAAGGGAGAAUGAUCUUGUGCUCAGGUCCUGCUUGUACGUUUUCCAUGAGCUUCUGUUUGGCCACUGUGAGAACGCGAUGCUGGACUAGAUGGCCCAUUGGACUGAUUCAACAGGCUCAUUUUAAGUUUUUAACCUCCAGCAGCAAGCUAAUCUCUCUCUCUCUCUCUCUAAUUUUUAUUAGUUUUUUUAACGUAUCAUUUUCAACAAUAAUUAAACAUACCGUAUUUUUCGCCCCAUAGGGCGCACCGGCCCAUAGGGCGCACCUAGUUUUUUUGGGGGGGGGAAUAAAGAAAAAAUAUACAUUUCCCCCCCAGGCGCGGGGCUGGGGCAGGGGAAGCCCGAGCUUCCCCCGACCCCAGCCCCCAGAACAGGCUGCUAUCCGCAAGCCUAGGGAGCCCGGCAGGAAGUCGCGCCGGUCUCCCCAGGCUUGCGGAGAGCUGCGCGAAGCCUGGGGCGCACUGCUCAGCGCGCCCCAGGCUUCGGGAUGCAGGCAGCUCUCCGCAAGCCGUGGGAAGUCGCGCCGGUCUCCCACGGCUUGCGGAGAGCUGCCAAAAGCCCAGGGCGCGCUCUGCUGCGCUCCCUGGGUUUCGGGCUGUAGGCUGCUGUGCGCAAGCCUUGGGAGUCCCGUGGGAACUCCCGCAGGGCUCCCAAGGCUUGCGGAAAGCUGCCCGAAGUCCGGGGUGUGCAGCGCUGCGCUCCCUGGGCUUUGGGCAGCAGGCUGCUGUGCGCAAGCCUUGGGAGCCCUGCGGGACCUCCCGCGGGCUCCCCAGGCUUGAGGAUAGCUUCCUGAAGCCUGGAGAGCGAGAGGGGUCGGUGCGCACCGACCACUCUCACUCUCCAGGCUUCAGCGAAAGCCUGCAUUCGCCCCAUAGGAUGCACACACAUUUCCCCUUCAUUUUUGGAGGGGGAAAAGUGUGUCUUUUAGGGCGAAAAAUACGGUACUUUUACAUCUUAUUCAAAUUUUUGACUUCCAUCAAUCCUGUCUGAAAAUUUUCCAAUCUAAUCUCUCAGUAUGCAUUUCUUAUCUUCCCUGUUACAUUUCAAACUCAUAACCAUUAUCUCUAUCUUUUUCUACUUUGUAACACUUUGUAUAUUUCUCCUUACAAAACGUCUUGUAGUCCUACUAGCGUAAUUUGUUGAUUACAGUUGCUCUUCAAAUAAUUCAUAUACUUCUUCCAAUCUUCUGUAAAUCUCUGGUCCUGCAGGUUUCGAAUCCUUCCUGUCAUUUUGUCCAAUUCUGCAUAGUCCAUUAAUUUCGUCUGCCAUUCUUCUUUCGUCGGAAUUUCUUCUUGUUUCCAUUUCUGGGCUAGCAAUACUCUUGCCGCAGUUGUUGCAUAUAAAAACAAUUUAACAUCUUACCUAUUAAUGUCCUGACCUCUAAUACCAAGUAAAAAUGCUUCUGGUUUUUUAAAAAAUGUAUAUUUCAACAUCUUUUUCAUAUCAUUAUAUAUCAUUUCCCAGAAGUUCUUUACUUUUUUACAUUCCCACCACAUAUGAUAAAAUGUUCCUUCUCUUUCUUUACAUUUUCAACAUUUAUUAUUUGUCUUAUACAUUUUAGCUAAUUUCACUGGUGUAAUAUACAGUGGUGCCCCGCAAGACGAAUGCCUCGCAAGACGAAAAACCCGCUAGACGAAAGGGUUUUCCGUUUUUCGAUGCGCUUCGCAAGACGAAUUUCCCUAUGGGCUUGCUUCGCAAGACGAAAACAUCUUGCGAGUCUUGCGAUUUUUUUUGCUUUCCCCCCCCCCUUUUUCUAAGCCGCUAAUAGCCUUUUAGCCGCUAAGCCGCUAAGCCUUUAAUAGCCGCUAAACCGCUAAACCGCUAAUAGCGCUAAUCCACUAAGCCGCUAAUAGGGUUGCUUCGCAAGACGAAAAAACCGCUAGACGAAGAGACUCACGGAACGGAUUAUUUUCGUCUUGCGAGGCACCACUGUACCAUCUGACAGCAAGCUAAUCUCAGGCCAUACUGGGUUGGUCCAAUUUGGCCCAUGAGGCCAUUUUCCCCCAACCACAACCACCUGUCAAGCAGCUGACAUCACUUCUGGUGCCCUCCAGAUGUUGCUGGACUACAACUCCCAGCAUCCCUGUCCACUGGUCAUUGUCAGGAGCAAGCCGGCAGUAAAUCACACUGUGCAAGUUGAAGUUAAGUCUUUAUUAGCAAGAACAUGAUCUGCACAGACUUGGCAGAGUGUCAGGCCCAAUGAACACAACAGUUCACCCCCAGUAGGUCUUGCCCCAUGGAUCAGUUGCCAAGACUGAAAGUCCCUGCCUCUCUAGGUCUUUCCCAAGCAAUCAGAGACUGCGCCUGUGUGAACCAGCCUCCCCUCCGCCCUUUUCAUGCCUCUUCUGGUUCUGGGAGACAAGCUGGGAGGGGAGCUUGUUGCAGCAGCAGGGGGAGACCCUCGUGACUUUUCACCAGCCCAACUCAACUCUGCCUCUUGUCCCUCCUACUUCUGCCUCUGAUUCUGGACUUCCCUCUGCCUCGGGCUCUCCCAGUUCACUAAGCCCUCUUCACCUUCUCCUCCCAGUCUUCUCCCUUUUCUCCCUCUGGCCACUCAUCGUCAUUACACCACCAAUCUCCAGGCUCUGAGCCUUCUUCCCUUGGUGGUUUCCCAGCUGGUUCCUUCCACCAUUCCUCUGUGUCCAACCAGUUCAUGACAGUCAUGCUAGAAUUCAGCGGUUCUCAACCUGUGGGUCCCCAGAUGUUGUUGGACUACAACUCCCAUCAUCGCUGAGCUCUGGCCUUGCUAGCUAGGGGUGAUGGGAGUUGUAGUUCAACAACAUCUGGGGACCCACAGGUUGAGAAAGGCUGUGCUAGAUGGAAGUGAUGGGAGUUGCAGUCCAGCAACAUCUGGGGGGGCACUUGAUUGGCUACCCAAGUCCUCAUGUGCCCUAUAGCACUUCCCCAUAGCUUUGCACCUUAAGGGACAGAUGGUCAUGCUGGGCACCCUGUUUUUUAGAGUUCAUCAUUAAUUACCACCCUGAUAGGCUUCAAAAUAACUGUUCCCAGGACACAGUUUGAGCAACCCCAGCUCCAGCAUUGAGAAUGGAGCAGUUUUCUGUGUCCAAAAGCAAUUUCACACUGUAUGUUUCAGAUGCUAUCUACUACAGUGUGUGAUAUAUAUAUAUAUAUAUAUAUAUAUAUAUAUAUAUAUAUAUAUAUAUAUAUUCAGUCUACAAGUGCAAUAACAUUUGAAUCAGUCCCUCACAGGAAGGAGUUAGCGAGCGAGCCACAGGCUGACAUUUAUUCACAGAAAGCACAAAGAGAGUAAUUUUAAAUAGCAAUCGAUUUAACAAAGAAAAUGGAAGCCUGUUCAGAGAUAAUUUGCAAGCGGAAAGGAGGGCUUCGUUCGAGAUGAAUAAAUCAUUUGCUGCAAAUAGUUCCCCCCGACUCUAUUAGAGAACAUUGAUUCGCUUUCUUGGGUUCUUUAAAAUGAUUUGCUCUUAGCAUUCUGCCUUCCCCCCAAACACACACACUUUUUGAUACAUUAUUAUGGGUUGGGUUGCCUGCCUUUAUGACUUCUACUUUCCUCCCUGUACCUCAGCAUGACAGCUUAAUUGUUUACCAUGAAUUCUGGGACUAGUAAUAGCAGCUAAUUUAAAUAGGCCAGAGCAAAUAGUGGACCUUUACCCAUAACGAUACAGACCACAGCGGCAUUUAUAUAUAUAUUUAAUCUUAACCAUACUGGCUGCGCUCAUAUACCAGGCAAAUGGUUACACUCUGUACAGAAUUAUUAUUAUUUUUUUAAAAAAAUGCUUAUGAUCCGAUGCAUAGAUCAGGCGUUCGGUAGCACUUUCCAUAUCAAAGCAGCUUUAUAAAAGAAGACUGUUGUUAUAAAGUAAUGGCAAUGCAACUUACAUAAAAAUUGCCACGCUGGGUCAGAGCGAUGUUCUGUCUCACUCAGCAGCUUGUCAGUAGAUAUUGGUAUGACAGUGUGUCUCACACAGGAUCGUCAAGAGGGCAUAUAAGAACAGGGGGAGCUGCCUUCUGCCAAGUCAAACUGUUGGUCCAUUGAGCUCAGUCUACACUGACUGGAGACGUGGGUGGCGCUGUGGUCUAAACCAUGGAGCCUCUUGCGCUUGCCAAUCAGAAGGUCAGCGGUUCGAAUCCCCGCAACGGGGUGAGCUCCCAUUGCUCUGCCCCAGCUCCUGCCAACCUCGCAGUUUGAAAGCACGUCAAAGUUGUUGUUGUUGUUUAGUCGUUUAGUCGUGUCCGACUCUUCAUGACCCCAUGGACCAGAGCACGCCAGGCACUUCUGUCUUCCACUGCCUCCCGCAGUUUGGUCAGACUCAUGCUGGUAGCUUCGAAAACACUGUCCAACCAUCUUGUCCUCUGUUGUCCCCUUCUCCUUGUGCCCUCCAUCUUUCCCAACACCAGGGUCUUUCCAGGGAGUCUUCUCUUCUCAUGAGGUGACCAAAGUAUUGGAGCCUCAGCUUCAGGAUCUGUCCUUCCAGUGAGCACUCAGGGCUGAUUUCCUUCAGAAUGGAUAGGUUUGAUUUUCUUGCAGCCCAUGGGACUCUCAAGAGUCUCCUCCAGCACCAUAAUUCAAAAGCAUCAAUUCUUCAGCGAUCAGCCUUCUUUAUGGUCCAGCUCUCACUUCCAUACAUCACUACUGAGAAAACCAUGGUUUGAACUAUACGGACCUUUGUUGGCAAGGUGAUGUCUCUGCUUUUUAAGAUGCUGUCUAGGUUUGCCAUCGCCUUUCUCCCAAGGAGCAGUCGUCUUUUAAUUUCGUGACUGCUUUCACUAUCUGCAGUGAUCAUGGAGCCCAAGAAUGUAAAAUCUCUCACUGCUUCCGUUUCUUCCCCUUCUAUUUGCCAGGAGGUGAUGGGCCCAGUGGCCAUGAUCUUCGUUUUUUGAUGUUGAGCUUCAGACCAUAUUUUGCGCUCUCCUCUUUCACCCUCAUUAAAAGGUUCUUUAAUUCCUCCUCACUUUCUGCCAUCAAGGUUGUGUCAUCUGCAUAUCUAAGGUUGUUGAUAUUUCUAUUUUUGCACGUCAAAGUACAAGUAGAUAAACAGGUACCGCUGCGGCGGGAAGGUAAACAACGUUUCUGUGCGCUCUGGUUUCCAUCACGGUGCGCUCUGGUUUCCAUCACGUUGUGCCAGUAUCAGUUUAUUCCUGCUGGGCGCAUGACCCAGAAAGUUGUCUGUGGACAAACGCUGGCUCCCUUGGCCUGAAAGCGAGAUGAGUGCCGUAACCCCCUAGUUGCCUUUGACUGGACUUAACCAUCCAGGGGUCCUUUACCUUUACUCUUUUUUUUUUUUUUUUUUACACUGACUGGCAGUGCUUUUCCAGAAUUGUAGAACAUAAGAAGAAACUACAGUGGUACCUCGGGUUAAGUACUUAAUUCAUUCCGGAGGUCCGUUCUUAACCUGAAACUGUUCUUAACCUGAAGCACCACUUUAGCUAAUGGGGCCUCCUGCUGCUGCCGUGCCGCUGGAGCACAAUUUCUGUUUUCAUCCUGAAGCAAAGUUCUUAACCUGAAGGACUAUUUCUGGGUUAGCGGAGUCUGUAACCUGAAGCGUAUGUAACCUGAAGCGUAUGUAACCCGAGGUACCACUGUAAUCUAGUGGAUCAGACCAAUGGCCCAUCUAGUCCAGCAUCCUGUUCUCACAAUGGCCAUAGGAAGCCGCCAAGCAGGACACAAGUACAAGAACCAGCAAAUGGCCUUACUGAAGAUGCCAGAGGUGAGUCAAGGACCAACUCUCUGCAAAGCACAUGAUCUGCCAUUUAGCUCUGCCCCUUCCUGUGCCUUUAACACCAUUUCAUUUUGUUUUCAUUUUUUCAUUUCACUUUUUAUUUGCAUACCACAGAUCCUCCAAGUGUCCCUAUUUUCCAAGGACUUCCCUGAUCUAGAGAAGCCGUCCCAGUUUCUGAUUUGAUCCCGGAAUGUCCCACUUUUCCUUAGGAUUUCUCUAUUUUCAUUGGAGAAAUGUUGGAGGGUAUGGAGUUAUUUGAACCCCCAAGUCAGGGGUCAGCAAACUUUUUCAGCAGGGGGCCGGCUCACUGUCCCUCAGGCCUUGUGUGGAGCCAGACUAUGUUGUUUUUUUUUGAGGGGGUGAACGAAUUCCUAUGCCCCACAAAUAACAGAGCAAGGCAGGUCUCUGUCUCUCUAGCUUCCAGCGUCACCCCACAUCCACUCACACGCACAACCUUCUUUGGCCUAUUGCUCUCCAUCCCAGGAUGACAUGGCACCCAGCCAGGUGAGGUGGCAAAAGGCCUACCUAUUUGUCUCUAUGGAAACGUAGCUCACCCUUGGAGAUGCUCACCCUUGGAGUCUCCUUCUUUGGAGGUCUUUAAGCAGAGGCUUGACAACCAUAUGUCAGGAGUGCUCUGGUGGUGUUUCCUGCUUGGCAGGGGGUUGGACUCAAUGGCCCUUGUGGUCUCUUCCAACUCUAUGAUUCUAUGAUUCUAUGCUGAUGAGAGCACUUCACCAGCCAGCUAAGACAAGGCCAUUACCCAACAAAGAGACUUUUCUGACAGCUGCUUCUGCUAAAUUCCAAACUUCACUAGAUGUGCAACCACAGGCCUGGAAAGGACCCAUGUAUAGCAUCCAGGCUAACCUCCACACAGCCUAUAAUGAUAAACAGCUACCUUGUACCACUGGUUCACCCACUUUAGCAUUGUCUGUACUGACCAGCAGUGUCUUCACAGACAAGAUGUCACUCCAUGUGUUGCUGCAUUGCAGCUUCCAUCAUCCCUGCCGAUCAGCCAAGCUGGGUGGGGCUGAUAGGAGCUGGAGUCAAUCAUCAUCUGGAAGGUGAGCAUCAGAAUUGGCUGGUCCUACUGUUAAAAUUCCUGCUCUAUGAUUGUAGUCAUAGAGUUGUUGUCUUUCACAUGACAGUAUAUGUUUUGACUCCACAGAGUGGGAAGUGAUGGAGACAGGAUGCUUGUGUUACUGUGCUCCGUGAAGUGGGACUAUUGUCCUUUGUUCUUUUUCUCUCUGCUGUCUGAUGCUAGAGAGAGAGGGAGCCAUGUUGCAGUGCUCCAUGUGUGUUUAUAUGUAAAUAAAGUAGAUUAGCCAAAAUGCUGAGUUGCUGAGGUCUGUCACGCGCAUGAUGCACAAACUCUGCGGAUCCCUAAGUGUGCCCGUCGCUGUGAUGUUCGGGCUGAAGAAAGCUUUUGAAGCUCCCGAACAAUCGGCCAGGAGGGAGGGAACCUGCCAGUCGGGCAUGUGUCUCUGCCAGGGUCCUACUCGAGUGUAAGCUGAACUCCUGACACCUACAACAGUGGUCAAGGAUCUGGAAACCGUGCCAUAUGAGGAAUGGUUGAGGGAGUUGGGUAGCUUUAGCCAGGAGAAGAGGAGACCAAGAGGAGAUAUGAUGGUCAUCUUCUAGUAUCUCAAGGGCUGUCACAUGGAAGAGGGAACAACAAGCUUGUUUUCUCCUUCUUCAGAGGGUAGGACUCGAUCCAAUGAAUUCAAGUUGCAAGAAAGGAGAUUCCUGCUAAACAUCAGGAAGAACUUUCUGAGGGUAAGAGCUGUUCAACAGGGAAACAGACUCCCUUAGGAGGUGAUGGACUCUCCAUCCUUGGAGGUUUAUAAGCAGAGGUUGGGUGGCCAUCUGUCAGGGGUGGUUGAGAUUCCUGCAUUGCAGGGGGUUGGACUAGAUGACCCUCGGGGUCCCUUCCAACUCUACAAUUCUGUGAUUCUACGAGAGUAUCGAGACUAGUGGUAUCCUCCCCAAAGGCUUCACAGAAAACUUAAAUAAAAUAGGAAUGCAAAUGAAAACAUUGUAAAUGCCAUUAAAUACCAAAAUUAAUACAAAUUAAGAUGAACGCUUAUGACACACGCACAAGCAUUUCAUUAAAAGAAAGAGAAAGCCUUCCUAAAUCAGCCUGUGAAAAUUAAAACAUGGUGAAUGUUUACUCAGAUGAUAAUUUUAAGCCCGCUUGUAUUUUAUGCCGCACCGAGUGCGCAACUAACUCUCUCUUUUUUCCAAUUUGAAAGGACUGGAUAUAAAAGGCUCAUGUUACAGGCAGAAGCCACGGAAUCUCGUUUCUUUAUAAGCUGCCAAUGAGCAUUAAAUAAUUUGCCAGAGCUGCCUAGCGUUCAGAAGUAUUUAAGUGCUCACGUUUUUUUGCUGAAAGGGGUUUUGUUUUUUAAAAGAUGUCAGCGAGGGUAUCCAAGUGCAUGCAUUAAUUAUGGUAAUCCUGUUCUUGUUGUAUAUAAUCAAAUCCUUUCAACGCUCCAUUAGAUUUCAUCAUUGUUAUUCAGUCUCCUUUCGGAGGGAGGUGUGUGUUGUUGCUAUUUGAGCUAGGCGUGCCAAAGAGCUGUAUUCGAGGGCAGGAGGCCAGAGGAACACAUGCAGUGGGCAGAGACAGGCCUGGGAAUUGCUGCCAAACAGCUGCAAAGAGGCAGAGCGAGGGCUGCUUUAAAACAAAUCCUAGGCAAGCACAGGAGGUGUGGGGCGAGAGCCACAUAUCUAUGUGCAGAUCAAUGCUCCUCCUCUCUCUCUAUCCAGCUUCCUGUGUUGCCUUAAUACUGUUCAAGGAGCAGGCCUCCUGCCUGCCUGAAAAGCUGAGGUGUAGGGAUAGGUUGGGCUCCAUGAUCAUUGCAGAUGGUGACAGCAACCCCGAAAUUAAAAGACGCCUGCUUCUUGGGAGAAAAGCAAUGACAAACCUAGACAACAUCUUAAAAAGCAGAGACAUCACCUUGCCAACAAAGGUCCGUAUUGUUAAACCUAUGGUUUUCCCAGUAGUGAUGUAUGGAAGUGAGAGCUGGACCAUCAAGAAGGCUGACUGCCGAAGAAUUGAUGCUUUUGGAUUAUGGUGCUGGAGGAGACUCUUGAGAGUCCCAUGGACUGCAAGAAGAUCAAACGCAUCCAUUCUGAAGGAAAUCAGCCCUGAGUGCUCACUGGAAGGAAAGAUCCUCAAGCUGAGGCUCCAAUACUUUGGCCACCUCAUGAGAAGAGAAGACUCCCUGGAAAAGACCCUGAUGUUGGGAAAGAUUGAGGGCCCAAGGAGAAAGGGACAACAGAGGAUGAGAUGGUUGGACAGUGUUCUCAAAGCUACCAGCAUGAGUUUGACCAAACUACGGGAGGCAGUGGAAGACAGGAGUGCCUGGCGUGCUCUGGUCCAUGAGGUCAUGAAGAGUCGGACACGACUAAACGACUAAACAACAACAACAACAGGGAUAGGUUGUUGUUUUUUUAGUUAUCCAAAAUCCAAUUAUUAUUUUUAUUUAUUUAAUUUUUAAUUUUUUACCAGCAACCAAACACAAACAGUGAACUACCAGGCGGCUGAUACCAUUAGGUAUACAUAAUCAAUAAUAACAUAUUCAAAUCAACCAUAUGCACAAUUUUAUAUACGUUAACACUCCUCCCUCCACAGGGUUUGUUUAACUUUUAACAUUUUAAUUGCCCCAAAUUGUUCUAACAUACCCAAAUAAUUCAGUUUCUCAAACCAAUCCUCGUCUUUCUGACUGAUCUUAAACCCUUUCAUUCUGUGUAUCUUCACAGUUAGAUAUUGUAAAAUUAUGAUAUUAUUCAGUUUUUUCCUCCAUUGGUUCACCCCUAGCUCUUCUGCAUUUUUCCAGUUACUCGCUAUAACCUGUCUGGCUGCAGUUACCAUCAAUUUUACCCAUUUACAUUCCUCUUUUGUUUUUAACUCGGUGCUACUCAGACUAAUAAGAACCAUUAAUUUAGAUAUUCCCACCUUCCUACCCACAAUUCCCGAUAUUUUCUAUACCAGUCUGUUUCCAAAAUUCAUUAACUAAUGGACAAUCCCACCACAUAUGACUGUAUGUUCCCAUCACUCCACAUUUCCUCCAACAAUUCUUACUUCCAGAUUUUGUAAUAUGAUACAGUGGUACCUCGGGUUAAGUACUUAAUUCGUUCCGGAGGUCCGUACUUAACCUGAAACUGUUCUUAACCUGAAGCACCACUUUAGCUAAUGGGGCCUCCUGCUGCCGGAGCACGAUUUCUGUUCUCAUCCUGAAGCAAAGUUCUUAACCUGAAGCACUAUUUCUGGGUUAGCGGAGUCUGUAACCUGAAGCGUAUGUAACCUUAAGUGUAUGUAACCCGAGGUACCACUGUAUAACCUUACAGGUGUAUAAUACCAUUUUUGUACCAAGGUGUAGGAAUAGUUAAACCAUGGAAUUCACUAGCACAAGAGGCAGAGAUGGCCACCAACUGGGAUGGCUUUAAAAGAAUAGGCAAAAUUCAUGGAGGAGAGGGCUAUGGAUGGCUCCCAGACCUGAUGGCUCGGCUCUGCCUCCACAGUAGGAGGCAGUAAUGCUUCUGAAUACCAGCUGCUAGAAAUCGCAGGAGAGGAGAGUGCUCUUGUGCUCAGAGCCUGCUCAUGGGUUUCCAACGGCCGUCUGGUUGGCUUCUGUGAGAAAAGGAUGCUACACUGGACAGGCCAUUGGCUUGAUCCAUGAGGCUCUUCUUAGAUUCUUAUAAUAAUAAUAAUACAUUUUUAUUUAUACCCUGCCCUUCCCAGUUCAGAAAACCGGGCUCAGGGCGGCUAACAACAAAUUUAAAACACUUAAUUGAUGCAACAAAAAAACCAGCAUAAAAUACAGUAUAAAACGUGAAUAACAAUAAAUUCAGAAUUCAAAAAUCAAUUUGGGGGGAAAUCCAUCCAAUAAACAUUAGAUGAUUACCAGGGCUAGCUGGCUAAAUGAGUCCUAUUUGGGCCAGCAAGGAGACCAGGGGAUAAUUAGCUGUGGGAUCCCAGAGCGGGUAAUCUUCAUAAAAAGGGGAAGGGGAGGGAAUCUGCCAAUUCAGAAUUCAAUUCAGAAUUCAGAUUCAUUUCUAAAUUCAAUUCAGAAUUCAGAUUCAUUUCAGAAUUCAAUUCAGAAUUCAGAUUCAUUUCUGAAUUCAAUUCAGAAUUCAGAUUUAAUUCUGAAUCUGUCAAUUUUGGCCUCUCUCAAUUUCUCGUUUUUCCCUCGUUUCGGGUUUGUAUUAAUGUAAAACCAAAAGUACAAAGAGGAAAGAAUAGAAUCAAAGUUAAGAAAUAAAGGAACUGUAAGAGCUAAAAUGGAACCCAACCCCCUGCAAUGCAGGAAUCUCAACUAAGGCAUCUAUGACAGAUGGCCAUCCAACCUCUGCUUAAAAACCUCCAUGGAAGGAGAGUCCACAACCUCCAGAGGAAGUCCGUUCCUCUGUCGAACUGCUCCUACUGUCAGAAAGCUCUUCCUGGUAUAUAGCUGGAAUCUCCUUUCUUGUGACUUGAAGCCAUUCAUUCAGGUUCUAGCCUCCAGAACAGCAAAAAAGCAAGCUUGCUCCAUCUUUCAUGUGAAAGCCCUUGAGAUAUUUGAAAAUUGCUCUCAUCUUAUCCAGGCUAAACAUACCCAGCUCUCUCAACCAUUCAUCCUAAGGAGCACAACAGAGGUUGUAUUUUCCAAAUAAAUAAGAGAGCAGGUAAUGUUGUAAAAGAAUAAAACACAUCACGGCAGCCAAAUCUUUAUUUGGUGGGAUAAGAGUGUGGUAUAUCUGAAUUCAAGACACAACAAAUGAAAUCCCACCAAAAGGCGUAGAAAUGUUCAAGGUCUUCCUUACCUUAUAAAACGCAUUAUUUGUGCAUUAUUUUCUCUGCAAUAGCCAGAGUCAACACAUUAUUGUACCACAAAGAGAUGUUUUAAGUCCCGUAGUGUCUUGGUUUCUUAUUUUGCAGUCUUUAUCAUAAAAUGCUCUACACAUCAGUUUGUGACUGUAAAAAACAAAAGGCCUUGUGAAAAUUCAUCACCAUUUUAAUGCUAAUUUUAAAUGCUAAAAUUAAACAGUGCUUUGGCCCUAAUAUACCGGUACAUUAUUGCAUGCAGAAAAACUUGGAAAACCAAUACAACCCAGGUGAUUAGGAAGGCCCAACAGAGACUCCAUUUCCUCAGGGUCUUGCGAAAGAACAAUGUCAAACAAAAAUUGAUGAUCUCCUUCUACCAGGCCUUUCAUACUGUACAUAUUGUUCAUACAGGGUGGUACGCAGGUUUGACAGCCACGGACAGGAAGUCCCUACAGAGGGUGGUGAAUACAGCACAUGAUACCAUGGGCUGUCCUCAGAGUUCACUAGAUAACAUCGCAGGAGACCACUGCCUCAGGAGAGCAAGGAAAAUUCUUAGGGACAACUCAUACCCUGGCCAGCACUUCUUUAAGCUCCUACCUUUGGGCAGGAGAUACAGAAGUAUAGUCAGCCCCGCCAACAGGUUAAAGAAAAGUUUUUAUCCAGAGAAGAGGAUGUUGCUGAAUCUUGGGCGCCAGAGAUGGAGGGAGCUGUGGCCCUGCAGGAACAUGAGCUUUUGGAUUUGACAAAUGAACUUGGAAAAAGCCAGAUUUGGAAAGAUAAGGUUUGGACUGGUUUGGAAAUGGGGGGUUGGAUAGACCCCCCUAUGCAGGGAUGUUUGGACUUUCCAAGUCUGGCAAUGGGCCGUGAGAUGUUUGGGGCUGUGGGGGCUCUUAAUUUUGGAGGGAUUCUGAAACAUGUUUUUAAAUACCACAUGGAGUUUAGUCUGGACUUUGGAAAAGGGGCUGAUUUGUUGAAAAGGGUCAAAAACAUUACCAAGCUGGAGUUCCCACGAGUGAAAGGAGAAUAUGAAGAAGAGCUGCGGAAGGGACAUGGAAGAGACUUAGGGGCCUCGGAUAUAAGGUUACCAGGUUAAUGCGCUAGAUCGAUGGGAUAAUAAGGACUGACAAAACCCGGGACCAGGAGGAAGGGACGCUGGAUGAAGAUUGGAUUGUUUUUAUUUCUUUCUUUUUAUUACUAGGAUUGUUUUAUAAAAUUGAUGAAUGUUAGAAAAAUGUUGGAACGAAAUUACUUGGCUCUAGCAAAAAUGUCUAAAGAAUUAGGUAAGAAUAUUAUGGUUAUGAGAAGUUGGUAAAAAUAAGAUUUAAGUUUUAAGUUUUAAGGUUUUCUAUAAGAUAAGAUGAAAAUAGAUUAAGGUAAUGUAAUGACAGAAUAUUAUGAAAUAUGGAAAGGAUUUGCUGCGAUAAUUAAUAACUAGGAUACAAAAAAAGGGAGGAGGAGGAGGUCAAAGAAAGAAGGUAAUGAAAGUUGAGGAUUCGAGAAUGAUGGAUUUGUUUUUAUCUGUUUGUGGUGUAUUUUUGUUUUUUGAAUCUACAUUGUUUGAUGUGGUUUGUUUUCUCUUUGUUUUCUCUUUUUUCUUUUUCCGCUGUGUUCUUUUCUGUAAUUCUAAAAAAUUUUCAAUAAAUAUCAUUUUUUUAAAAAAAAUUAUGCGUGGGCUGUUGGGCUGCUGAAUGGGGGGGGAAAUAGUGGUGUACAGUGGACGCUCACGCUCGGGUUGCGAACGUGAUCCGUGCGGGAUGCACGUUCGCAACCUGCAGUGUUUGCAACCCGCAGCGGCACAUCUGCGCACGUGCGGGUUGCGAUUUGGCACUUCUGCGCAUGCACAAAGCACGAUUUAGUGCUUCUGCGCAUGCGCACCUUCCGAAACCUGGAAGUAACCCAUUCCAGUACUUCCGGGUUUCGGCGGUCCGUAACCCAAAAAAACGCAACCUGAAGCAUCUGUAACCCAAGGUAUGACUGUAAUUGACUUCUGCCAAGCACACAGAGCACGAACAAGACUGAGUAUAUGGGGGGGGCUCGUUUAAUUUCACUGCACACAGGUGGUGUAGUGACAAUAGAGGUUUUGUUUUGUUUUGUUUUGUUUUGUUUUGUUUUGUUUUAUUUUAUUUUAUUUUAUUUUAUUUUAUUUUAUUUUACUUUAUUUUAUUUUACUUUACUUUACUUUACUUUACUUUACUUUACUUUAUUUAUUUGUCCCAGGUUCAGUCCUCAGCAUCUCCAGGUAGGACAUUUUCAGCCGUGUGCUUAGACUUCAUAGAAUCGUGGAAUCACAGAACCGUAGAGUUGGAAGGGACCCAAGGGUCAUCUAGUCCAACCCCCCCCCUGCAUUGUAGGAAUCGCAGCUAAAGCAUCCAUGACGGAUAACCAUCCAACCUCUGCUUAAAAACCUCCAAGGAAGGUGACUUCUUCACGCAUUACACUGAACACAGAUAUUAGCUGUCUCUACACACGUACAGUUGUUGGUGUGAAAGGGUCUACCACUGAGGGACGUAACUCAAUAGCAGAGCAUCUGCCUCGGAUGGAGAAGAUCCCAGAUUCCACCCCCAGCUUCUCCAUGUGGGGCUGAGCACACCCCUUCUUUCUGAAACACUGGAGAACUUCUGCCAAUUGGUGCAGACGCUACUAAGAUAGAUGGGACAAUGGUUUGACUGGGCAUAAGACAACUUCCUGUGUGCCUAUGUUCCCUCUGGAAUGUGGUGUGGAUUGGGGCCAGAGGAAGAGGUGAGUGGGCAGCAUCAAGAGUCAUGAGGAGCGUGGGAUGUAACAUCACAGAAAGCAGUCAAAUACAUUUCUUGUUUGCCCAGAGUGGACACACAGGGGGAUGUUACUCCAGCCAGGAGGACUUCCUGUGACACCUGGUCUGGAGCUUCCUCCCCUGUGUGUCACCAGGUAGAUGGGCAUGACUCUGGGGUGUGACCAUGAAAGGGCUGGUCACACAGCCAUCUUCCCUUCUCUCUUGACCCUUCUUCUUCACUUUAUCCCAUCUUGAUGCUUUUGCUGUCUGCUGGCUCUCAGCCAGCAGCACAUGGGCUCAAUCCCCAUAUGGGAUGAACCAUAGCUGUCAACUGUCCCUUAUUUGGCAGGAAACUCCCUUGUCCCAGCACCGUUUUCCACUGCUGUCCCUUAUUGGUGAUGUCCCUUAAAUUUCCCGGGUUUCAAAGGAAGCAGCUCCUCUCCCUUUCUGCCUGCCGACCAGGGAAGAGGGAGGCUCCAACUGUGUUCCUUGGCUGCAUUGCUCACCCAAUAAGGAGUCUCAGAAUGACUGGGGGUGGAGCUUGAAUGCCUUGUGCCCGGCCUCGUUGCCUGGGGACUCGCCUUUGCUCAGCGCUUCCCAGCGGAGAGGUGACGGUGGUUUUCCUUGCUGCAUCCCCUUUGCUGGGUUGCUGCGGUGUGGGAACCACUUCUUGAGGCUUCGUUUGGCUGCAGGCUGGGCUUUCUGCCUUUGGCUCGGAGGGGCUCAGAAGUUGAACAUACCUGUGCUCGGAAUCGGAUGGAUAUGUCAUUGACGGCCCACUCACCCUUGCCGGGGAAAAGGUCUCUUUGAAGCGGGGACACAUCGUGGGGGGAAAGGAAAGGAGCUAGUUGAGUACAAUGGCAGGCGGCGAUCUCAUGGGAGGGUGGGUCUUUUGGAUUUGUUUUGGAGGCUCCUUUGAUUGACUAUUAUGGGGGGAAGGAAAGGAGCUGGUUGACUAAAAUCCCUUAUUUUGGUUGCUGAUCCCUUAUUUUCGAGGCUGCUGGUCUCUUAUUUUCAAAUCUGUAAGUUGACAGCUAUGGAUGAACCCACACUCUCUUAUGUAACUACGAACGACAUAUUCAGGAUCAUACUGUGAACUGAACGUAAGUAAACUUCUCAUUGCUUGUAAGAGAAGACUGUUGUGUCUUUAUUCAUUUUAAGAGAGAACAAAGGGGAUUUACCAGGAACAAAUCCAAUCUGGACAAGCCAGGCUGGAUUGCUUAACUCAAGAGAUUCAAACGAAUCUACCAACUAGCUUCCUGCAAUAUACAGGGGAAUGUACUCUGCUACUGACUCAGCAGCGUGAGUGAGGAAGGAUAAUAUUUAAUCAAUAUAUCCUCUCCUGAUAUCCACAACAUUCCCACAAGGAGGCAGCGGCAGUAUCCUCAGAGGGAGAUCCUCUGAGAGCAGCAUGCUUAAUCGCCCCCCAAAUAAAAAGAAAUGGAUAUCAUACCUUCCAACAUUUCUGAGAUGAAAAUAGGGACAGUCUAUUCUACAUCAGGAAGCUUCUUCCACGUUGGAUCUCCCACACAUCUACAUUGGUCACCUUGAGUCAACUGCAACCUCUCAGCCUCCCCAACCUCACGGGGGGUGGGGAGUGGAAUUAGAACACUUGGAGGGUCUGUGAUAUGACACCGAAAGUUAAUAUUUCUCCAGCAAAGUGUGUUCUCCAUAACAGAGAGCACGUGUUGCGGUGGGGGCCUGAAGGCCACCCCACUGUUGUUGGGCAAAUUGGCCACAUGCUGUGAUUGGGCAAGGAGUGUUGCUGGGGAGAAUGUCAUGUUGCUAAAUGGUGGGAGGGAUCAGAGGUCUUAAAUACAGGGCUCGCAGCCUGGGGCCUUCUCUUGGGCUGCGUGCACCGGAUCACCUGCCCACCCUCCCUGGAAAGGGGGGGUUCGUUGUCCUCUGACCUUGCUAUGCCUGUCAUGGGGUCAUCUGCCUUGGGGCAGGGGCCUGGUAGGAAUUUUGUCCAUUUGGCUGAUUGGCUGUUGCCAUUUGGUUUUUGCCUACUGUGUAGCAGAUCAUCACAACUUGUAAGGUUGCAGUUAGGCAUUGGUUAAAAUUGGUUGGUGGAGGGGUAAGUGCCUACCCCUCCAAUGAUGGUGCUGCAUAGGGAAUUCCGUUAAAAGAAUCCAGGGGCUUGCCAUCCCUUUCAUCCUAGUCCCUGGCAUUGGACUUGGGCUGUGCAAGCCCCAGGGGGCAUGAGGGUGAGAGAUGAGGGACUGAUGCCCAGCUUCAUUUCUCCCCAAUAUGGUUCUCCCUGACUGGCUUCUGCUGGAAUCUGGAAGUCAGUUCUGUCCCUGGGGCAAGGACAGAUAGUCGUAACCAAUGACUAAGCAACCACUCACGUGUGUGUAUUUAAAUAAAGUUGUGGCCAAAUUCAUGCCAAAAACCUUAAAGAAAAAUUGUUAUUGGGGUGGCCUGGGGGACCUCGAUGCGCAAAAGGGGAGGUGGGGUGUGUUUCAAUAUGACUGUGGAGGACCUAAUUUUAAACUCGCUUCUUUCUGUUCUCCCCCACUACAUCCCAGCGCACAAGAGGCCUGCAAGCGUACUGCCUUUGUUCCUGGGGAUUUUCCUUUGUGCGCUCCUGUUUUUGGCUUUAAGUCUCUACUACGGCAGCGUGAGGCGAGAUUUCAAAGUCUUGGAAGAGUUUCACAGCCAGCUUGUUAUCGUCGUCCUUCAGAUCAGGCACGUUGCUGUGAAAUGUUGGGCCUGGUUUAUGAGGCUGUAGAAAGCCUCACACAUGGAACCAUGCAGGGCUGGGGACAAUGGUUCGCUUCCUCUGGGAUACCAUCCGAAUGUGUCUGAGAGAGAAAAAGAGCCUCUUUAUUUAAGAAAAAAAAAUUAAACGGAAAAUGAAGCAGCUGUCUUCUUGCAAAAUUACGACGCUACCCACGGUGGGCAUUUUUCCUUUCUUAUCGCCGUCAUUUGGGUUCCGCAUUUCUUUUCAUAAUGCCAUUAUCGUCUCCUAGCAAUCUCAAUUGCAAUUAGAGGCCCAUUGUGUAAGAGCCUUGAAGCAUUGAGAAUAUUCUUUAUUUCCAACCUGGGGAUGUGUGGGAGCUGCAAACAGGAUUUCAAAGUAUUGCCAAUCAAACGUUUUAAAAUAAUAAUAAUAAUAAACCCAUGAGCUAGACCAUACAAAAGACUAGUCUUCAAAAAUGACUUAUUUUUAAAUGAUAAAUGGUGGGUGUUGCUUACAGAGGAAAGUGUGGACAGACAGGGUGCAUAACCUUAUCAAAACUUGCUUCCUUUGAAAUUCCCCAGCAGUUUCUUCGGGGAGGAGCCUUUGAAUUCAACUCAAAUUUUGGCUCGGAUGAAACUGAGAGUAGCUGUGCAUAUUUUACUCUCCCCCACUGGAACCAAUGGGGUGUAA
This is a messenger RNA of Podarcis lilfordi (Lilford's wall lizard), 38484 nucleotides long. NCBI's taxonomy places the organism in Eukaryota, Metazoa, Chordata, Lepidosauria, Squamata, Lacertidae. The record is from the annotation of a GenBank genome assembly.